UACAAGUUGCAGAUAUGAGCCUAUUUAUUUCCCUUUCUGCUAACAAACUCACCAAAGCGAGGACGCCCAUCAGGUUUAAAAAGAUGGAGAAACAAUUGCGUCUUGCUGUUGGAAUUAUGGGAAACUGUACUUCACUUCUUAUGUAUAUGUCGCCAGUCAUUACAUUCGUGAAGGUAAUAAGAGACAAAUCAGUGGGGCACUACUCUUGCACCCCAUAUGUGAUUGCUCUCUUCAACUGUUUUACUUACACCUGGUAUGGCAUGCCUGUGGUAAGUAAAGGGUGGGAGAACAUUCUGCUCUCUACUGUCAAUGGCGCUGGCAUUAUUCCAGAAUGCUUUUUCAUUUGCACGUACCUAAUCCUUGCUCCUCCCAAGGCCAAGCUCAAAGUGGUGAGGAUGGUUGCAGCUGCGGUGGUGUUGUUCACAGUAAUGGCAAUGGUCUCUACUUUUGCCCUUCAUGAACAUAAGACUCGCAAGUUCUUUGUGGGCAUUGUGGGAAUCUUAACAUCCAUUGCACUCUAUGGUUCUCCACUUGUCAUUAUGAAGCUGGUGAUUACAACGAAAAGUGUGGAGUUCAUGCCAUUCUACUUGUCAUUCUUUGGCUCUCUCGCCAGUAUUUUGUGGAUGACCUACGGUGUCUUAAGCAAAGACGUCUUAAUUGCUGCUCCUAAUGUGAUAGGUUGUCUUUUGGGAAUCGCUCAACUUGUAUUGUAUUGUAUUUAUAAAAAUAAGAAAAAGAUGAAGGAUCCAGAGGCAGGAAUAAAAAAUGGAGGAGCCAUCUUGAAUGAAAUGAAGACAAAGGUAAUAGUGGAUGGAACUCCAUUAUCACGAAAGGACAACCGUGAUAACGAUCAACCAAUUUAAAUAUCAGUUGAUAAAGAACAGUAUCCUUCUAUCAACUUUCUGCGAUCCUAUAUAAUGUUGGAACCUCAUCUUUAAUUUAGUUGUGUGGUCUUUACAAUCCAUAUUUUUAUUCGGUAUGCUUGCUAGCUACCUAGCUUACUGGUUUUCUUGAUUUGAAUCGACUUUGUUCUAGCAAUUUCUGAAUUAAUACUGUCGUUGGGUAUAUUACUGAGUUUCCAUCACUCCAUUAUCUAGAAUAAUCUAGAUAAUGGAGAGAUUAAGAUUUGAUUGGGUUUGACAUGGAUGCCACUGUUAUUCAAUCCUUGAAUCCAAUGUUGGCCGGACCCAUGAUUAUAAAUUAAUUCACAAAU
Cryptomeria japonica (Japanese cedar) is the source of this 1213-nucleotide messenger RNA. Its product is annotated as bidirectional sugar transporter SWEET3b. The record is from RefSeq and is a predicted model, not a curated record. Lineage: Eukaryota; Viridiplantae; Streptophyta; Pinopsida; Cupressales; Cupressaceae. Gene Ontology annotation, cellular component: membrane. The transcript is spliced from 6 exons. The coding region runs from base 15 to 863 and encodes 282 amino acids. Gene Ontology annotation, biological process: carbohydrate transport. Gene Ontology annotation, molecular function: sugar transmembrane transporter activity.